AUGAAGGAAUCGAACCCAGAGUCGACUUGCCUCUGGAAUUUGUUGCUAUGGUGGCGACGAAGGCAGGACCCAGAUUCAAGACUCGAUUACUCGAUUCUUGAUAUGGGAUUCGCCGAUCCUUCUCUCCUCCUCGAAUAUCACGAUAAUUCAGCUGGGUCUUCAAUUUCGGCAAUCGAAAAGAACAAGAUUGAUCGUGGUAUUAGAAAUGACAGUCCUCCGAAGCAUCGGUACGACGGAACUUCUCCACUUCCUCUCGGCAUGGAUUGGAGGCCUUCUCCACUUAAUUGGGAUGAGCGAAAUACUCUAUGGCCACAUGAUUUUCGAACAGGGUGGAGUUAUUGUGUCAUGGUUCCUUCUUGGACCAUCUUAUCUAGCCCACAUGGUUCGGACCCUGUAGCGUUUUACAGGGUUGAGGUUGGUUUACAGUCACCAGAAGGGGUUACCACUUCACGAGGAAUACUAAGAAGAUUCAGUGACUUCUUGAAGCUCUUCUCCGAUCUCAAAAGGGCUUAUCCGAUGAAAAAAUUGCCCCCAGUUCCGCCCAAGGGACUUUUAAGAAUGAAAAGGAAGGAGCUUCAAGAGGAGGUUAAUAUGUUUCCAUUUCCCUUCUCUGUUGUUAUGCUGCUCAUGAUUUUAUGUGAUGUUUUCUUACAUUUGCAAAUCUUUCCAAGCAAGUCAUACUAUAUUUAUGUUAGUAUUCAAAGGAGUGCAAUAACACUGAUUUUUUUUUAA
This is a messenger RNA of Fraxinus pennsylvanica, 732 nucleotides long. The record is from the annotation of a GenBank genome assembly. NCBI's taxonomy places the organism in Eukaryota, Viridiplantae, Streptophyta, Magnoliopsida, Lamiales, Oleaceae.